CUUCUUGGGCCGGUGUGCGAGAGAGAUCCAACCUGGCCGCCCCCUGCAUGUCAUGAUCAGCCUCCCCUCCCCUCUUCUCGUGUUCUCUCGCCAUCAACGUUCAAAUCCACUUCUCACCUCCACCGUCUUAAGCUUUGGAGCCUUUUUCGCGAAUUCCGGUCCUCCUCAGGCUCGCUCGUCAACAUGUGGAUAUGCGUUGGGCUCCUUGCUGCUCUUUUCGCCUUCGUCCUCCCUCAGGAGCCUGUCUCUUACUCGUGCACUGAAGGCUACACAUAUGAUAGCGUCAGAGAGCAGUGCAAAGAUAUUGAUGAGUGCGAAGUGCUGGACGACGCCUGCAAAGGGGGUAUGAAGUGCAUCAACCACUUCGGCGGCUACCUCUGCCUCCCCAAGAGCGCCCUCAUCGUCAUCACCAAGGAGGGCGAGGAGACCCCCGACCCCCCCGCGCUGCCCGUUGUGCCACCGCAGCAGCCUCCGAGGAUUUUUGACCAGGUCACCCGGGUGUCCCACGCUGGCCGCUCCGCCGUCCGCUGCUCGACCGGAUUUGCGCCGGACGAGCACAACGUCUGUAGAGACGUAGACGAGUGCACGUUGGGGCAAAACGCUUGCGGGCCCGAACAGACCUGCUUCAACAGCCGGGGCUCGUACAGCUGCCACUGUCCGGCCGGAUAUCAGAGGAGCAGAGACCAAUGUGUAGACAUUGACGAGUGUGCGUUGUCCCGCUACUGCAUGCACUCGUGUGUCAACGCUCAGGGCUCGUACUACUGCCAGUGCAAUGCGGGUCACCGCUUGGCCUCCAACAACCACAGCUGUGUCGAUAUCAACGAAUGUGAGACGCAGAGUCCUUGUCAGCAUCACUGCUACAACCUGGUGGGCUCCUUCUUGUGCCGGUGCGAGCAGGGCCACGAGCUGGCCCCGGAUUCGGUCUCCUGCCAAGAUAUUGACGAAUGCAGCUUCUCCAGCUACAUGUGUCAGUACCAGUGCGUCAACAGCCCGGGGAGUUACUCCUGCGAGUGCCCCGAGGGAUACCAGCUGCAAGGCAACCGCUUGUGUCAAGACAUCAACGAGUGCGAGACGGGCACUCACAACUGCCAAGACGACGAGAUGUGCUGGAACUACUACGGCGGCUUCCGCUGUUACCCCCGCAACCCUUGCGAGCCGCCUUACACGCAGUCUUCGGAAAACCGCUGCAUCUGCCGCUCUCAGACGGACUGCCAGGGCUUGCCGCCGUCCAUCGUCUACAAAUACAUGAGCAUCCAGGCCGAGCGACCCGUUCCCGCCGACAUCUUCCAGAUUCAGGCGACCAACAUCUACGCUAACACGCACAACACCUUCCAGAUCAAAGCCGGGAACGAAGCAGGGGACUUUUUCCUCCGGCGUUCCAGCAACGUUAACGCCAUGCUGGUCCUGACCAAACCCCUGACGGGCCCCCGGGAGUACGUGGUGGACCUGGAGAUGAUCACGCACCACCUGACCAUGAACUACCACUCCAGCUCUCUGCUGAGGCUCACCAUCAUCGUCGGGGCAUACGCCUUCUGAACGCCAAGUCGCGUAGCCCGCGCGUGACAAACUGUACAUUUGCCGUACGCUACGUUAGCAUAGGAAAGACACGCGGUGAUAACAAAAGGACGAAAAAUGUGCUAAUAUUGAGAAAGCGUCGCCAAAAUGUCAUAAAUCACUUCUAAUGUUUCAUUGCGACGCAUGCGUGAAAUUGUGUGUGAAAAAUGCCUAAACAUCAAAGAAAAUGUUUUUUUUUAGCUAAGCCCUGAAAUUUAACUUCGAAUUGCAGUAUUAACUUGAUCAAACGAGUUAGUUUUUUUAAAAAAUGGUUCAUUCGUCCCAAUCGUCCAUGCUUUCCAUAUAUUGUUUAUAUAUUUUUUGGGGUCUCAUAUUUAAAAUAUAUUUUUUUGAAAUACGUAUCUUGUACUCAGAAGAGAAAAGUUAUAUUGUGGAAUAAA
This is a messenger RNA of Corythoichthys intestinalis (scribbled pipefish), 1955 nucleotides long. It is a transcript of the gene efemp1, whose product is annotated as EGF containing fibulin extracellular matrix protein 1. The record is from RefSeq and is a predicted model, not a curated record. The coding region runs from base 184 to 1536 and encodes 450 amino acids. The transcript is spliced from 11 exons. Gene Ontology annotation, molecular function: calcium ion binding. Lineage: Eukaryota; Metazoa; Chordata; Actinopteri; Syngnathiformes; Syngnathidae.